AUGGAGGAGGACUACGAAGCGACAGCCAUGACGGCAAACCCCUCGACCACCUCCUUCCGCAUCGACGAGGGCUUUGCAGAGGACGCAGCCACUUUGGACGAGCAUAAUAAUUCAGAGGUCGCACAGCUAUGCCAGUCAUGGCUCAUGACCCGGUCUCACGCAGACCGCGCGGCGAUUGCCGUCGAGUUAUUACGAACGCUGCCUACGUCGUAUCUGUCGAAUAUUGCUAAAGCGAUGGAUCCGAUGCUACAUAUGGACCCCCUGAGCAAGCUGCCGGCCGAACUCAUCAUGCACGUGCUUCGAUACUUGGAUGCGCCGACGUUAUUGACCAUAUCGUUGGCCUCAAAGAGCUGGAGAGAUCGAGCACUGGACACGCCACUGUGGUUGGAUCUAUUCAUAUACGAGGGCUGGCAAAUAGACCAAGCAGCACUCAAGUCGAUCGAGGAGAAGAUCCAUUGGGGCCAGCUCAGUUCGAGGGAGCAUCUUUCACCCAGGAAAGGCAAGGCUCGCAUGAUCAGCGCGGACGAAUCAAGCCUACCUAGGCCGAAGAAGCGGGCAUCUCCUGAUAUAUAUGCCACUCAGCAGCGUCAGGCAGCGGUCGAGCUACCGAACUGGGGCGAGCAGCAUACCACUCCAGAGAUUGCAAGUCCUCCGCAGCAGGACACCGACGAUCAAGAGAUGCUUGACGCCCCAAGCGCCCAGACACCCUCGCCAGCCAGGACCAAUAGACCAAAUAGUCGAGACACAGACGAUGGAAUGGACUUUGGACUAGGUCCGAGCGGCUCCACCAUCGCCGACAUUGGUGUAGGGCAGAGGGAACCCAGCUCUCUGUUCGAUACACAAUUAGUGACACGAGAUGGACAGGACAAAAAGUUGAAUUGGGCAUACUUGUAUAAACAAAAGCACAGGCUGGAAGAGAAUUGGCUACACGGGCGCUAUACUACAUUCCAGCUCCCGGACCCAGCACAUCCAGAAGAAGCGCACACAGAGUGUGUUUACUGCAUACAAUUCUCUGGCAGAUGGCUCGUCAGUGGAAGUCGAGACAAGACGCUCAGAAUUUGGGACAUGGAGACACGACGGCUGAGAGGCCGACCCUUGACUGGACAUUCACAAUCGGUACUUUGUCUGCAAUUCGAUCCGGCUCCGGAGGAAGACAUAAUUGUAUCUGGAAGUAGCGACGCGAGCAUAAUCAUCUGGAAAUUCUCCACCGGCGAGCUGAUCAAAGAAAUUAGGUCUGCUCACGACGAAUCCGUGCUUAAUCUGCGGUUCGAUCACCGUUAUCUGGUCACCUGCUCCAAAGACCACAAAAUCAAGGUGUGGAAUCGGCAUGAUCUCUCUGCAAAUAGUCCGGAUAUUCCUAGGAUCAAAGCCAACACUGCUGAUAUCGAGGUGGCUGCAUAUGUCAUCGACAUUGCCAACACAUUGCCUCAGCAGCUGGACGAUAGAAUCGAGCAUGGUCUGAAACCGCUCAAGGCCUGGUCCCAUCUGCUCACUUUCAGGGGGCACAAUGCCGCGGUCAAUGCUGUUCAAAUACGAGACGACCAGAUUGUGUCAGCCAGUGGUGACAGACACAUCAUCAUUUGGAGUAUAAGUAAGGGACAGCGGGAGAAGUCGCUAACUACGCACAUGAAAGGCAUCGCUUGUGUCCAAUUCGAUGGCAGGCGCGUUGUCAGUGGCAGCAGCGACAACACUGUGCGCAUUUACGAUCCUCAAAGUGGGGCUGAGGUCGCUGUGCUUCAGGGCCACUCUAACCUCGUGCGCGCUGUUCAAGCAGACUUUGCAGAUGUUCCUGGUCAGGAGGCUGAAGAUUUCGACGAGGCGCGCAAGGCGGAGGAGUUGCUGAGGCAAGCCCUCGCCAACCAAGAGUCAGUCGAGCAUGACCGUCACCACGCACGGCGUGUACGUAAUGGUCAAGAGGGAACGUCGAGACCGACUUUCGGUGCUCAGCUUCCACCUGGUGGAGGCGGCAGCAAGUGGCGCAAGAUUGUCUCUGGAUCAUACGACGAGACAAUCAUCGUGUGGCGUAAGAACCCACGGAACGGCGAGUGGGUCGUAGGCCAGACCCUGCGCCAUGGCAGACCCCGAACAACCAGAAGGAACCACGCCCGAAACGUUCCCGCUGCUGUUCCUGUUGUGGCAGCUGCUGGAGUGCCCGUACUUCCAGUCGCGGGUCCAGCCAUCGCACAACCACCGGUAAUUCCGCCGCGGGCGAACGUACACAUCAAUCCGACCAAUAUUAUGUCACAGGCUGUGAACGCGUCUCUGUCAACGCUGGGAGCUGGACUCUCAAAUAUCGUUGGAGCGGCUCGUGGACUCAACGGAGGACAUCAGUUAGGUGGCUCAAACGCAGCUGCUGGACCGUCGCAGAGUGCUCAUAACGCCACCACGACCAGUUGGUCUGCUUUCGCUGGAGGUCAGAUGCAAGUCAACUCGAGCUUCUCGAUCCAUCCCUCUAUUACCAGCUUUCCACCUCUGGGAGGCCGAUCUACGGGCGGAUUUCAACAAUCGAACACGACUUUCCCGACAUCCAUGCCCCCAAUCACCCACGGCGCCUGCUCCAGUGGCAGCAGCACCGGUGCAGCCACCACUGCUGCACCACCGCUCGCGCCUGCCAUGGUACCAGCAGUUGCGGCUCAAGCUCCGCCGCCACCGCCGGCACCCACUGCUAACAGACGGGUCUUCAAGCUGCAGUUUGACGCAAGACGGGUGGUGUGCUGCAGUCAGGAUACGAGGAUUGUGGGUUGGGAUUUUGCAAACAAUGAUCCGGAGAUUAUUGAAUGCAGUCCUUUGUUUUUGGGUUGA
Messenger RNA from Cyphellophora attinorum, 2802 nucleotides. Its product is annotated as F-box/WD repeat-containing protein lin-23. Lineage: Eukaryota; Fungi; Ascomycota; Eurotiomycetes; Chaetothyriales; Cyphellophoraceae. Gene Ontology annotation, molecular function: protein binding. The coding region runs from base 1 to 2802 and encodes 933 amino acids. The transcript has 2 exons. The record is from RefSeq and is a predicted model, not a curated record.